Carya illinoinensis is the source of this 850-nucleotide messenger RNA. RefSeq lists its product as uncharacterized. The record is from RefSeq and is a predicted model, not a curated record. NCBI's taxonomy places the organism in Eukaryota, Viridiplantae, Streptophyta, Magnoliopsida, Fagales, Juglandaceae. Gene Ontology annotation, biological process: intracellular protein transport; endoplasmic reticulum to Golgi vesicle-mediated transport. The coding region runs from base 43 to 606 and encodes 187 amino acids. Gene Ontology annotation, cellular component: endoplasmic reticulum membrane; endoplasmic reticulum. The transcript is spliced from 4 exons.
AGAGGAUCGGACCCCAGACCUCUCUUUUGGAGGUGGGGCUGCAUGCCAUCAGGCCUUUGGCCUUUGGCUAUCAGUGGUUUUUCCUUGGACAUUAAGUCAAGCAUCGUCAAGACAACCCAGAAGCAAGACCGAAGGACGGGGCUCAUAUGCAGAAGUAGAAGAAUAUCUAGAGAGAGAGAGAGAGAGAGAGAGAUGGCGUUGCAGUGGGUAAUACUGACGUACCUGGUGGCGGUAGAGGCAGCCAUAGCUGUUUUAUUGACACUGCCUUCACCCAAGCUUGUCAAGAAUCGUUUGGUCUCUCUGGUUUCACUUAUUCUGCAACCUGCCCUCUUCGUCGUCCCCUUCGCAGGCUUCCAGCUCCUGGACAUCUAUUGGAAGAACGAGCAUCGCUUGAUGUGCACAUCUGAGAUCUGCACGGCUUCUGAGAGAGAUCGCUAUGAGAAAUCCGUAAGCUUUUCUUUCUUUUUAUUGAUCUACAAAGCUCAAAGGAAUGUCAUUCUGUGUGCUGCAUCAAUCCUUCUGUAUUGGUCAGUGUACCGCAUUUGUAAGUAUCACAAGGAGAUUCAGCACUUGGAGGAAGUGGAGAAGAAGUCCAAGGAACUGUAGCUUUCUUAUCCGUGCCCUUCUAUUAAAUUAGUGGGAGACGACAGAUUAUGUUACUCAAAUAAAUUAGUGGAAGACGACAGAUUAUGUUACUCGACCCAAAAUUGCUUCUACUCUGUGUGCUAGGAACUUCGUGUAUGUCAAAUGCAGUCACUACUUGUAAAUGUGUGUGUGUGUGCACUUUUUGUAGCUCAAAGCUGCUCUUUGUUUUGUGAAUUCCAUAGAAAACCAGUCCGUCUUGAGCUUU